Rotaria sordida is the source of this 1086-nucleotide messenger RNA. The record is from the annotation of a GenBank genome assembly. NCBI's taxonomy places the organism in Eukaryota, Metazoa, Rotifera, Eurotatoria, Philodinida, Philodinidae.
AUGCAAAUGAUGGUUUCAACCGUACUUCAUUGUUUCGUAUUUGUUCUAUUCAGCCUUACAGCUCGAGUAAAAUCUCAAUUCUGCCAUGGAAUGUCUCAACAUGAUCGAUGUUCGCCAAAUAGUGGAUGCGCCUGUUUCUAUAUUGCAGGUGCUAUUAACAUUGGCAUUUGUGCAGAUGAAUUCGUCGAUUGUUCUGAUCUAGUUCCGUGCGAACGCUCGAACAACCUUUGCCAUGAACCUAAUCAUAGAUGUGUUCACCAUCCUCGAUGUCAUAGUCUUCCUGUUUGUUAUCCGAUACCGAGGUUCAAUCGACAACUCUGCCCACCGAUAGCAAUUCCAACUACAACCACAACUACAACCACAACUACAACCACUACUCAACAGUCAGUGAUUCUCAACAUUCCAGUCGAUGCUAGAUGGACACAGAAUGGAGUGACCGUAGCUGGUGGCCAUGGAAAAGGCAAUGCUACCAAUCAACUCAACUUGCCGUUCGGUCUCUUCGUUAAUGAUGAUCAAACGAUGUUCAUCGCUAACUAUGCUAAUGGACGUAUCGUCGAAUGGAAGAUGAAUGAUAUGAAUGGACACGUGGUAGCUGGUGGCAAUGGCCAUGGAAAUCGAUUGGAUCAAUUGUUUUAUCCAACCGACAUGCUGGUCGACAAGGAGACGGAUAAUCUUAUUAUCUGUGAUCGAGAGAAUCGACGAAUCGUACGAUGGUCUCGCAGUAAUGGUCAAGCUUUAUUAGCAGGAAUGGUUGCGAUUCUCAAUAUUCUGAUGAUCGUUUCUACUGUUACAGCAGCAAUCAUUGAAUUACCAGUAGAAAAGUUUUCGUAUAAAAGAGAAGUUUAUUCUAAUACCAAUCAAAAUGUACUUGCCGUCUCUGUAACAUAUGGAACUAACAUCACGACUUUGACAUCAUCAAGAAUAAGUAACAUCAGCGGCCAACAACGAGCAGAACGACGAAAACAACAACAGCCAAGCCAACAACAAUCAGAACAACGAAGACAACAACAACAACAACCAAGCCAACAACGAGCAGAACGACGAAGACAACAACCAUCAAGCCAACAACGAUCAGACCGGCGAUAG